Molecule: messenger RNA, 894 nt
Organism: Nicotiana tabacum (common tobacco)
Lineage: Eukaryota; Viridiplantae; Streptophyta; Magnoliopsida; Solanales; Solanaceae
Source: RefSeq, a predicted model, not a curated record
UGUUUUUUUGUGAUGUAGACACAUUAUGUUCUGCUGCUCUCUUCCUUUAAAGAGCAACUGCAACAACAUGUUCGUGUCCAUGCAAUGGAAGCAGUCAUGGCUUGUUGGGAGAUUGAUCAAUCUCUACAAAACUUAACUGGGGUAGGACCAGGAGAAGGUACAGGUGCAACUAUGUCAGACGAUGAUGAUGACCAAACAGAAAGUGAGACAAACACAAACUGUUAUAAUGGAGUUUUAGAUGUAUCAGAUAGCACUGGUUUUGGUCCUCUUGUACCUACUGAAAGUGAGAGGUUCUUAAUGGAACGUGUGAGGCAAGAAUUGAAACAGGAAUUCAAACAGGGUUACAAGGAAAAGAUUGUUGACAUUAGAGAAGAAAUUUUACGCAAAAGAAGAGCAGGAAAGCUGCCUGGUGACACUACAUCUGCCUUGAAAGCUUGGUGGAAGUCACAUUCCAAGUGGCCUUAUCCUACAGAGGAAGAUAAAGCAAAGUUAGUGCAAGAGACAGGGUUGCAACUAAAACAGGUCAACAAUUGGUUCAUCAACCAAAGGAAAAGGAAUUGGCACACUACUCCAUCAUCAUCUUCUACACAGAAAAGCAAACGAAAGAGUGCAGGUGAAAAAUCAAGGAAUGAUCACUUUUCAUGACGGGGAACACGAACUCAAAAAAUGUAUUUGGUACAAUGGAAGUCAUUUUAUGUACUGACUGUCACAAAACUUAGACCGUACUAUAUCGUAUACUUUUAAAAUCAAAUUUUUUUAUAAAAAGAUAUGUGUAUCAAUUAGAAGUGCAGCCGGUGUCUUUAUCUGGAUCUAGACCAAUGUAUUAUAGGUUUUGCAAUUUUGGAUGCUUCAAUUGCUCAUUUUUUAAAUAGAACCAGUUGCAGAUUAUGAAUA